Messenger RNA from Lingula anatina, 1529 nucleotides. RefSeq names its product dolichol-phosphate mannosyltransferase subunit 1. Gene Ontology annotation, cellular component: endoplasmic reticulum membrane. The record is from RefSeq and is a predicted model, not a curated record. Gene Ontology annotation, biological process: dolichol-linked oligosaccharide biosynthetic process; GPI anchor biosynthetic process; protein O-linked glycosylation via mannose. Lineage: Eukaryota; Metazoa; Brachiopoda; Lingulata; Lingulida; Lingulidae. Gene Ontology annotation, molecular function: dolichyl-phosphate beta-D-mannosyltransferase activity.
AUGUGCAACAUAAUCAAACUGAAGAAGGAUACAAUAUAUCCUAAAGAAAAUCAGUACAAAACACUGGAUGCUACAAUGAGCCCAUACACUGUACAUAUAUCGCUUUAUCAAGAAAAGCCACAAAAUAUAACAAUAAGCAAACAUUUCCCCAUCUUGAUUUCGCGCCAUCUAUGUUCAAACAUUCCACGUCGUUGGUGCUGGCGCUGGCGAGCUUUGCCUUACAACAUGAGUAAAAACAAGUAUUCAGUGCUGCUUCCGACUUAUAACGAGAGGGAUAAUCUUCCUUUAAUAGUGUGGUUGCUGGUGAAGUAUUUUGAAGAGAGUGGACACCAGUUUGAGAUAAUAGUGAUAGAUGAUGGCAGCCCAGAUGGUACCCUGGAAGUGGCAAAACAGCUAGAGAAAAUCUAUGGCAAAGAAAAGAUAGUUCUGCGCCCUCGUGCUAAGAAGCUUGGACUGGGCACGGCGUACAUACAUGGUAUAAAGCAUGCAACUGGGAACUUUGUCUUUAUAAUGGAUGCUGACCUUUCACACCACCCAAAAUUUAUUCCUGAGUUUAUAAAAAAGCAGCAAGAGGGGAACUAUGACGUGGUGUCAGGAACAAGGUACAGGGGCAAUGGAGGGGUGUAUGGCUGGGAUCUCAAGAGGAAAGUCAUCAGUCGUGGUGCAAAUCUCCUGACUCAGAUCUUACUACGCCCAGGUGCAUCUGAUCUCACAGGUAGCUUCAGGUUAUACAGGAAAGACGUGUUGGAGAAGCUGGUUCAGUCGUGUGUAUCUAAGGGCUAUGUGUUCCAGAUGGAGAUGAUAGUGAGGGCCAGACAGUUGGGAUACACCAUAGGCGAGGUUCCCAUUUCAUUUGUGGACAGAGUGUAUGGCGAGUCAAAGCUUGGCGGCAGUGAGAUCAUAGGCUUUGCUAAAGGACUGCUCUAUUUGUUUGCCACAACAUGACCAGUACCGACAGGUCACGUGACCGGGGUCAUUUUGAAGGACAUUAGCCUGGACUUGAUGACCCACUUGGAAGGGAAUGGGGAUAGGGUUACUGCUUGGUUACCGGUGUCGCUGACUCGGGACGACGUCGUGGUCAGACGGUCAGAAGAAAAAUCUUUUUUUUUUUUUUUUUUGAAAAUUUGGAUUGUAGUUGUAAGUCAUGUCAGUGACUUUUUGCCAACGUCUUUUUAUUAUUUAUUUAACGCUUAAAAAGAUAGGAAUUGGUGAGAUUUGAAUUAUUUACCACAUAAUCGAUUUAUAGCAAAAGAGAUUUGCCUCGAUCGAUGAUCAUUUUCUUUUAUGAUGGUGCCUCUUUCUUGUGUGCCUCUUUCUUUCUCAAAUCGCAUAAAACAAUGAAUAGAGCACGCCUUUGUUUUGAAAUGAACUUUUCUUCAAAAAUAAAAACAAAUCUUCGCAGUCUGAGCACGCCGGUCUGAUCCCGAAAACUUGGAGUUACGCCACACAGACUGGCGGGACGCAGAAAGGGCGCCGUCCAGUGUAAAGGGGACUUAAACAAGAUGUACUGUUAGUGUGUGUGUGGGGGG